AUGGUGCGUCUUGUUGACGCAGGGCCUUCACAGUAUGUCGCCGAGUCCGAAACCUACAAGUAUAUCAGGCCUAUGCCGAAGUGCUCCCUGGACUCGCUUGUAGGGCAUGCCACCCGCGGGUGUCCUGUCUAUGAUCUACAGCAGCGCAAGGUGGUGUACCUCAAAGAUACAUGGCGGAUUUUUGCAGAAGAUCUCGAGAAGGAGGGUGACAUACUAGCUUCCCUGCGCACACACAAUGCGUCAUAUAUCCCCACUGUGGAGCGGCACGGUGAUGUACUCGACCAUGCGAUGAAGACCCAGGCGCUAGUGUAUGAACCUUGGAAUCAUGCGGCCCAGCUUUUGGUGGCAAUACAGACAGGACAUCUACACUACCGGUUGGUCUUGCGCGAGGUCGCACGGGACCUCACGUCGUUCACGAACACCAAUGAGCUUUGUGGCGGUGAUCGCCGAUGCGGUUGA
Molecule: messenger RNA, 459 nt
Organism: Sparassis crispa
Lineage: Eukaryota; Fungi; Basidiomycota; Agaricomycetes; Polyporales; Sparassidaceae
Exons: 1
Coding region: 1-459 (152 amino acids)
Source: RefSeq, a predicted model, not a curated record